This is a messenger RNA of Linnemannia hyalina, 2049 nucleotides long. Lineage: Eukaryota; Fungi; Mortierellomycota; Mortierellomycetes; Mortierellales; Mortierellaceae. The record is from the annotation of a GenBank genome assembly.
AUGCCAACACGAGCUCAUCACAAACGCACUGCUGGACAAGGACAGCAGCACCAAGAAAACAACCCAACUCCGGCCUCUCCACAUACCGAUCUGCACGAGGAUGACACAACAACCAACACCACCACCACCACCAACACCAGCGAAGACAACAAUAACAAUGCCAACGAGGACGACAAUAACAAUGCUAACGAGGACGACGACUCGUUGCAAGUCGACAGCUCCUGGCAGCAACAACCCGUCCGUCUCCCAGCCUACACUCCGUCCUCUGCCGCCAAGGAGACCAGUCGAGACUCACCCCCGACCUCACCUGUCGAUGACCCCAUCUAUCUUGCCGGAUCAGACAAGCAUUUCGGCUUCUCCUCCAGACAGUCGAGGGCGUCGUCCAUCUUUCCUUGGCGGAAGCACAAGCCUGCGGUCUCACACCAGUAUGCGCCUCAUCGACCCCCGCUCUCGAAGAGAUCUUCGAGUCUCGCAGGUCUCAAAGUCAUGCCCGUCGCUAGCGCAGAUCCUGUCAAACAUAUGGACGAUGAGGAGUUAGAUCUUCUUGCUUUGAAGGGCGAUAAACUGCCAAGACGGGUCCUGGAGCUGUUGCAUCUCAUGGAUGUGGAGGACUGGUCAGAGGUACAAGAUUACCACCAACUCAAACUAGACCGGAUCAGUGGCGCUAUGACCAACUGUGUAUUUCUCGUCUCUGGUCCUCCCCGAUCCCAACCUGCAGUCUCCUCACAAAAAGAACAGGGAUCUCCAGCAGCAGCAACACCUGCACCCACAUCGGACCCACCUAAGCCUCGCAAGGUCUUGUUGAGAGUGUAUGGUAAUGGACUGGAUGCACUCUUCUCGCGUGAAAAGGAGCUACAUUGGCUAGAGAACCUGUCGACCAUGGAUAUCGGACCUUCACUCCUAGGAAUCUUCAAGAACGGACGGUUUGAGCAAUACGUCGAAUCGACCACAUUGACAAAGGACGACAUUCGGAACCCAAGGACGUCACGACAUAUCGCCCAUCGCAUGUGCGAGCUCCACAACAUUGUCAAUGUCUUUCCGCCUCCCGAGGGGACCAUCCCUCAGUCGCAGGAGAAUAUUGCCAGAUGGAUCCCUCUUGCCAAGGACGCGAUCGAGACGAUCUGUGCUAGGGAUCCAUCCAAGAGGGCGGUCAUUGAUGACUUUGACUUUGACAAGCUGAUUACAGAGAUUGAGGAGGUUCAGAGGGAACUCAUGACUGUGCAUUCUCCCAUUGUCUUUGCUCACAACGACGCACAAUACGGAAACAUCCUAAAAUCUCUAGACGAGGACGGAGAGUUGGUGGUAAUAGACUUUGAGUACGCAGGCUACAACACGCGAGGGUUCGAUAUCGGAAACCAUUUCUGCGAAUGGACCGCCGAUUAUCAUUCGGAACGACCCUCGAUCCUUCAUUAUGACAAGUACCCAACAAAGGCCGAGCAGCUCAACUUUUUGGAAGCUUAUAUGGAGGCAGAGAUUGCGAUGUGUGGGUACCAUCUGACGGCGAUUAACUUGGCCCAGUAUACGAAGAAUCGGCGUCGGCGGUCGGUUGCAAAGGCGAUCGUUCAUGGACUCGGUACUGUUGCCCUGUCGGCCAUCCAUGCCAAGAAGUCGCUCGCGAAGAAGCCUUCUGUCGAUCUCAAGUUGGAGGAUGUUCCAGCCACGAACUCGACGGAACAACAGACCAAUACCAGCAACAACUCAAAGGAACCGACUCCACCACCCAGCACACCCAGCACACCCACAUCCACGACGUCGUCUAAGAUGUCCGGCGUCAAGGGCAGCAGGGGCAACAGUGCGAUCGAGAACGAGAUAGUGAACCCUAUCAAGAAGGGUCAAAGCGGCAAUGGCAGUGCCGGGGUGUCGAAGGCAGAGAUCCUGGACAGCAUGUAUAAGGAGGUCAACAAGUUUGCUUUGACAUCUCAUAUCAUGUGGGGACUGUGGGGUCUGAUCCAGGCGACUCAGAGUGAGAUCGAGUUUGAUUAUCUGGAGUAUGCGUUGCAGCGGCUUUGUGAAUUUCGGCGUCGUCGCGACGAGUUCAUGUCUCUCUAG